This is a messenger RNA of Microplitis demolitor, 3140 nucleotides long. RefSeq names its product ribosome biogenesis protein SPATA5. Bases 95 to 2440 code for a protein of 781 amino acids. Gene Ontology annotation, cellular component: cytoplasm. Lineage: Eukaryota; Metazoa; Arthropoda; Insecta; Hymenoptera; Braconidae. The record is from RefSeq and is a predicted model, not a curated record. The transcript has 7 exons. Gene Ontology annotation, molecular function: ATP binding; ATP hydrolysis activity.
CAAUGUUAUUGUUAUUGAAGCCUACGCUGCCCACGUGUUGGUUUCAUUUGAAUAUAUUUUAAAGUUUGACAGACAGGUGUUAUAAAUUGUAAAAAUGUCGAAAUCAAGAAGGAGUUUAUCCACACCUUGGGUUUCAUGUUCCAAAUGUCAAUCAACGGUUUCACAGAAAGACGCGGGUUUCCAUGAAUCCGAAUGUCCUCCGUCUAAUGAUAACUGGGCUCAUAGUUAUAUACAAAAUUAUAUUCUAUACAGUACUAUCGGUACUUAUUGUUCAAAAGAGCUUCCAAAAAAUCUUACAGAACGAGAUUUACAUGAUCUGGUUUUUAUGUCUCACUCUGCAUUAGAAUUAUGUCAGAUUGCAAUUGGUGACCAAGUAAUUUUAACUUUCAAAAUUGAUGAAAUAGUUAAGACUGCCUGGCCCACUGAUGACAAAAGUUUAACUAGUGUAUGUUUGACACAAAAAGCAAUGACAAUAUCUCAAGUGAGUGGUCCAGUAAAAGUAAAAAGAUUACACCAACCGUUGCUCGCUAAAGAAAUAGCAGUCGAAUAUAUAAAGGAGCAAUCAAAACCUAAACUAACACCUGCAAUGAAAGUGAUGCUGAGAAAAUUUAAUGAAAGAAAAGUUUUUUGUGUUGGGAAUCGUAUCCACAUUCCAUAUUACGGUAAAAAUUUACUAUUUAAAAUAGUCAACAUAACUCAAGAUCGCGAUGAAAAGUCAGAAUUAAAUGACUUCAGCAGCGAUCUCGCUAAUAAAUUAGACAAUAUGAGUAUAGAAGAGUCUAAAUCAAAAUUUUUCUUAUCUUUAUUUGAUACAAAAUGGACACUAGUGAAUGACAGUGAUAAUAAUCUAACAGUAAAAGAAAAAAGUAAAAUAACAUCUGCUGACAUCGGGGGUUAUGACAAAUUUUUAGAUGAAUUGCGUAAAAUCUUUAAUGUCGUAUUGCGAAAGGCAGUUUUAAAAGGCGUUAGACGAAAUAAGGGAAUUUUACUGUGUGGUGCAGCCGGUGUCGGUAAAUCAACGAUAGCCAAUGCCAUAUUGUCCGAAUAUGACGUCAAUAUAUUCUUAUUAAACGCUAGUGAUAUAAACAGCAAAUAUUCAAAUGAGGGAAGCCGAAAAUUAGUGGAUUUAUUCACCGAAGCAAAAGCUAAACCUCCAAGUGUGAUAUUUCUUGAAGACAUUGAUACCUUGUGUCCUAAAAAAGGUUCGUCUGAAGCAGACAAAUUGCUGGAAACUUUGAUACAAGAAAUUGAUGAUUUGCAAGAGUCAGACCUGAGUACUUUGUUGCUGACGACUACUUCGAAACUUGAUUCUGUCGACAGUUCAUUGAGGCGCGCUGGUAGACUUGGCCGUGAAAUGAAAAUUCCUACACCUACUCCAUACAUGCGCUGUGAGAUAUUAAAAAAACUAUUGUCGAAAAUUCCCAACACUUUGACUGAUGAUGAGUUGAAUGAAAUAGGAUUUGUAACUCAUGGUUUUGUUGCUGCUGAUUUGCGUGAGCUCUGUUCCGAAGCUGAGAUCCCCGCUAUCGAGCGGCAUCAAGUUUCUGAUAUUGACUCAGAUGUAACUAUGAGCGCUAGUGAUUUACAUGUCGCGUUGACGUCAGUCAAACCAUCGGCGAUGAAAGAAAUUUUUAUUGAAGUGCCGAAUGUCAAAUGGUCUGACAUCGGUGGUCAAGAAUCAUUGAAACAGAGCUUACGAGAAGCUGUUGAGUGGCCUCUGAAGCAUCCGGAAGCAUUUUCACAAUUAGGAAUCAAGCCUCCGAAAGGUCUUUUGAUGUAUGGUCCACCGGGUUGUUCGAAGACGAUGAUCGCUAAAGCUUUGGCGACUGAGAGCAAACUCAAUUUUAUCAACGUCAAGGGUCCAGAAUUAUUUUCAAAGUGGGUCGGCGAAUCCGAGAAAGCAGUACGGGAAGUAUUUCGUAGAGCAAGAGAAGUUGCGCCAUCAAUUGUGUUUAUUGAUGAAAUCGAUGCUAUCGGUGGUGAAAGAUCCAGUGACAACGCCAGCAGCAAUGUACAGGAACGUGUCUUAACAACAUUAUUAACGGAACUUGAUGGUGUUACUGAAUUAGAAAAUGUUACACUUCUCGCUGCUACUAACAGACUUGAUCGUAUAGAUAAGGCACUCUUAAGACCAGGAAGAUUUGAUGAAAUUAUAAAAGUGCCAUUGCCAGAUAGUCAAACUCGUGAAGAAAUAUUUAAAAUCAAAUUUAGAAAAAUGCCUAUAGAUGAAAGUGUCCUGAUUAACUAUCUCGUAGAAAAAACUGAGGGUUAUUCUGGUGCAGAAAUUCAAGCAGUAUGUAAUCAAGCUGCAAGGAGUGCGUUACGAGAAAAUUUAGAUGCUAAAACAAUAACAAAAGACCAUUUUGAACAAGGAUUAAAAGUAGUUAAACCACGUACUACUGCAAAACUUCUUAAGCUGUACGAUGAUUUUGAUAACUAAAAUUUUGAAAAUCCAAACGUUCAUGCCUCGAACGCUCAUGGUGCAAUAAAAUAAAUUAUUAAUUUUCUAACUUCAUCAGUCAUUUAUGACUUUAUCACAGAUUUCCAGUAAAGAUACCGCAAUAUUUCCCGCGAAUGCCAUAUAUGUAGUACUCCUAUAUGGUCAGUUGGUAUAGGAAGCGUGACACAACAUUACGGUACAGACAAUAUUUGUUCUCUCUCUUUCGUAAUACUUCGACCGCUCUGCGCAUGCUUGAAGAUUUUCUAAAAUAACGGUAGUGAAGACAUAAACACAGAACAAUUUUUUCGGUUAUAAAUUUCCUCAACGUUUUAUUUACUAUUAAAAUUAAAAAGAAAAUUAAAUUUUUCGAAUUUUAUACGUGAAAUAAUUAAGUGACAUUUGUGUUAUUAAGAAUAUAUAUAUUAAAAAAUGGUCCACUCGUGUUAUUUAUGUGACAGAAAAGCGUCUAAAGCUGAUAAUAUUCCAUUGCAUAAAUUUCCAAAAAAUGCGGAGUUACGCACUAAGUGGUCAAAUGCUUGUGGACUAACGGAAAACGAUGAUCUAAACAGAGUUUAUAUAUGUUCUAGACAUUUUAGAACUGAUGAUAUUUGUGAAUCAAAUGUUUCAUAAUCAAUAAAAAAUUAAGGAGCUGUGUUAUCUUUGUGUUAAUUUAGAAAUAAAAGUUGCAUUUAUCAUUAUU